Molecule: messenger RNA, 8799 nt
Organism: Euleptes europaea (tarantolino)
Lineage: Eukaryota; Metazoa; Chordata; Lepidosauria; Squamata; Sphaerodactylidae
Gene: KALRN
Product: kalirin RhoGEF kinase
Exons: 58
Coding region: 142-8760 (2872 amino acids)
Biological process (GO): protein phosphorylation; axon guidance; intracellular signal transduction
Cellular component (GO): postsynaptic density; cytoplasm
Molecular function (GO): protein binding; guanyl-nucleotide exchange factor activity; protein kinase activity
Source: RefSeq, a predicted model, not a curated record
CGAGGAGGACCCAUCCUAACAUUUCCAGCACGAAGCAAUCAUGACAGAAUAAGACAAGAAGACCUUCGAAAACUCGUGACUUACUUGGCUAGUGUGCCGAGUGAAGAUGUCUGCAAACGAGGGUUCACAGUCAUAAUUGAUAUGAGGGGCUCUAAAUGGGACCUGAUCAAGCCUCUCCUGAAGACUCUACAGGAAGCCUUCCCUGCAGAAAUUCACGUUGCCCUGAUAAUCAAGCCCGAUAAUUUCUGGCAGAAGCAGAAGACAAAUUUUGGAAGUUCAAAAUUUAUCUUUGAGACAAGUAUGGUGUCUGUCGAAGGCCUAGCAAAGCUGGUCGAUCCCUCCCAGCUAACAGAAGAGUUUGAAGGAUCCUUGGAUUACAAUCAUGAUGAAUGGAUAGAGUUGAGGGUCUCAUUGGAAGAGUUUUUCAACAGUGCCAUCCAUUUGUUGUCUAGGCUAGAGGACCUCCAGGAAAUGUUGGCUAGGAAAGAAUUUCCAGUGGACGUUGAAGGCUCAAGAAGGCUGAUAGAUGAACACACACAGCUGAAGAAGAAAGUGAUUAAAGCUCCAGUGGAAGAACUGGACCGUGAGGGUCAGCGGUUGUUGCAGUGCAUAAGGUGCAGUGAUGGUUUUUCCGGUAGGAACUGCAUUCCUGGCAGUGCAGACUUCCAAAGCCUUGUGCCAAAGAUCACUAGUCUUUUGGACAAACUGCAUUCAACACGGCAACACUUGCACCAGAUGUGGCAUGUCCGCAAACUGAAACUGGACCAAUGCUUUCAACUCCGACUUUUUGAGCAAGAUGCAGAAAAGAUGUUUGACUGGAUCAGCCACAACAAAGAAUUGUUCCUGCAGAGUCACACUGAAAUUGGAGUGAGCUACCAACAUGCCCUUGAUUUACAGACACAGCACAACCACUUUGCUAUGAACUCCAUGAAUGCCUAUGUGAAUAUCAAUCGCAUCAUGUCAGUCGCAUCUCGGCUUUCAGAAGCGGGUCAUUAUGCUUCGCAACAAAUUAAGCAGAUCUCCACCCAGCUAGAUCAAGAAUGGAAGAGCUUUGCUGCAGCCCUGGACGAGCGCAGCACCAUUCUGGCCAUGUCUGCUGUGUUCCAUCAGAAGGCUGAACAGUUCCUUUCGGGUGUAGACGCCUGGUGCAAAAUGUGCAGUGAAGGAGGCCUCCCAUCAGAAAUGCAAGACCUGGAACUGGCCAUCCAUCAUCAUCAGUCCCUAUAUGAGCAGGUCACCCAGGCCUACACUGAGGUAAGCCAGGAUGGAAAGGCUUUGCUGGAUGUCCUGCAGCGUCCCUUGAGCCCUGGGAACUCUGAAUCUCUCACUGCCACCGCUAAUUAUUCCAAGGCUGUUCACCAGGUUUUGGAUGUGGUCCAUGAAGUCUUGCAUCACCAGCGUCGUUUGGAGAGCAUCUGGCAGCAUAGGAAGGUCCGGUUACAUCAGAGGCUUCAGCUUUGUGUUUUCCAGCAAGAUGUUCAGCAGGUGCUGGACUGGAUUGAAAACCAUGGGGAAGCCUUUCUCAGCAAACACACUGGAGUGGGAAAGUCCCUUCACAGGGCACGAGCUCUUCAGAAGCGACAUGAUGACUUUGAAGAAGUAGCACAGAACACCUACACUAAUGCAGACAAGCUACUGGAAGCUGCAGAGCAGUUGGCUCAGACUGGGGAGUGUGACCCUGAAGAGAUCUACAAAGCAGCACGGCAUCUUGAAGUGCGGAUUCAGGACUUUGUCAGAAGAGUAGAACAGAGAAAACUCCUUUUAGACAUGUCUGUCUCCUUCCACACUCAUACCAAAGAGCUGUGGACAUGGAUGGAAGAUCUGCAGAAAGAGCUCUUGGAAGAUGUCUGUGCAGACUCUGUGGAUGCUGUUCAGGAACUCAUUAAGCAGUUCCAGCAACAACAGACGGCUACCUUAGAUGCAACCCUCAAUGUCAUCAAGGAAGGUGAAGACCUAAUUCAGCAGCUCAGGGAUUCAGCUGUUUCUAACAAUAAAACGCCGCACAAUAGCUCUAUCAGCCACAUUGAAUCCGUCCUUCAGCAGCUUGAUGAAGCCCAAGUACAGAUGGAAGAACUCUUCCAUGAGAGAAAGAUUAAACUAGACAUUUUUCUUCAGCUUCGGAUUUUUGAACAAUAUACCAUUGAGGUGACGGCUGAGUUAGAUGCCUGGAAUGAGGACUUGCUAAGGCAAAUGAAUGAUUUCAAUACUGAGGACCUGACUCUGGCAGAGCAGCGUCUGCAGCGGCACACUGAACGGAAGCUGGCUAUGAACAACAUGACCUUUGAGGUCAUCCAGCAAGGACAAGAUUUGCACCAGUACAUCAUGGAAGUCCAGGCCUCAGGCAUUGAACUGAUCUGUGAAAAGGACAUUGAUUUAGCGACACAAGUGCAAGAGCUGCUGGAGUUCCUUCAUGAGAAGCAGCAGGAGCUGGAGCUCAAUGCUGAUCAGACACACAAGCGGCUAGAACAGUGCCUUCAGCUCCGGCACCUGCAGGCAGAAGUCAAGCAGGUGCUUGGCUGGAUUCGGAAUGGAGAGUCAAUGCUCAAUGCCAGCCUUGUCAAUGCGAGUUCCCUGUCAGAAGCUGAGCAGCUCCAGAGAGAGCAUGAGCAGUUCCAACUGGCUAUAGAGUCCCUCUUUCAUGCCACUUCCUUGCAGAAGACGCACCAGAGUGCCCUGCAGGUUCAGCAGAAGGCAGAGGUGCUGCUGCAGGCUGGGCACUACGAUGCCGACGCCAUCAGAGAAUGUGCAGAAAAGGUGGCAAUGCACUGGCAGCAGCUCAUGCUAAAGAUGGAGGACCGGCUGAAGCUGGUUAAUGCAUCUGUGGCCUUUUAUAAAACAUCAGAGCAGGUUUGCAGCGUGCUGGAGAGUUUGGAGCAGGAGUAUCGAAGAGAUGAAGACUGGUGUGGAGGCCGGGAUAAGCUUGGGCCAGCAUCUGAGAUAGAUCACGUCAUCCCCUUAAUCAGCAAACAUCUGGAACAGAAGGAAGCCUUUCUCAAGGCCUGCACUCUAGCACGAAGGAAUGCAGAAGUGUUUCUCAAGUACAUUCACCGAAACAACGUCAGCAUGCCAGGGGUGGUGAGCCAUACAAGGGGACCUGAGCAACAAGUUAAAGCCAUUCUGAGUGAGCUGCUGCAGAGAGAAAACAGAGUUCUUCAUUUCUGGACAUUGAAAAAACGAAGAUUAGAUCAGUGCCAGCAGUACGUGGUCUUUGAGCGCAGUGCUAAACAGGCCUUAGACUGGAUCCAAGAAACAGGAGAGUAUUAUCUCUCUACUCAUAACUCCACGGGGGAAUCAGUAGAGGAAACUCAGGAACUUCUGAAAGAAUACGGGGAAUUCAAAGUACCUGCCAAGCAAACCAAGGAGAAAGUGAAGCUUCUCAUUCAGCUGGCUGAUAGCUUUGUAGAGAAAGGACAUAUUCAUGCCACUGAAAUUAGAAAAUGGGUUACCACCGUUGACAAACGCUAUCGAGACUUCUCGUUGAGGAUGGGGAAAUAUCGCUACUCUUUGGAGAAAGCUCUUGGAAUCAAUACAGAGGAUAAUAAGGACCUGGAGUUGGACAUCAUCCCAGCAAGUCUGUCAGAUCGUGAGGUGAAGUUACGUGAUGCCAAUCAUGAGGCUAAUGAAGAAAAAAGGAAGUCAGCCAGAAAGAAAGAAUUCAUCAUGGCUGAACUGCUUCAGACUGAGAAGGCAUACGUCAGGGAUUUGCAUGAAUGUUUAGAGACAUACCUUUGGGAGAUGACAAGUGGAGUGGAGGAGAUACCCCCAGGGAUUCUUAACAAAGAGCACAUAAUUUUUGGCAACAUCCAGGAGAUUUAUGACUUUCAUAAUAACAUUUUUCUGAAAGAACUAGAAAAAUACGAACAGCUCCCUGAAGACGUGGGCCACUGCUUUGUCACCUGGGCAGAUAAAUUUCAGAUGUAUGUCACCUACUGCAAAAACAAGCCGGAUUCCAGCCAGCUGAUCCUGGAGCACGCAGGAACAUUCUUCGAUGAAAUCCAGCAAAGGCACAGCCUGGCCAACUCCAUUUCCUCCUACUUAAUCAAACCUGUCCAAAGGAUAACCAAGUACCAGCUUUUAUUAAAGGAGCUCUUAACAUGCUGUGAAGAAGGGAAAGGAGAACUCAAGGAUGGUUUGGAGGUGAUGCUGAGUGUCCCCAAGAAAGCCAACGAUGCCAUGCAUGUCAGCAUGCUGGAAGGGUUUGAUGAAAACUUGGAUGUUCAGGGAGAACUAAUCCUUCAGGAUUCCUUCCAAGUAUGGGAUCCCAAGUCUCUUAUCCGGAAGGGUCGUGAGAGGCACUUGUUUCUCUUCGAAAUCUCUCUUGUUUUUAGCAAAGAGAUCAAAGAUUCUGCAGGACACACAAAAUAUGUUUACAAGAACAAAUUACUGACUUCAGAACUGGGAGUGACGGAGCAUGUGGAAGGAGAUCCCUGCAAGUUUGCCUUAUGGUCUGGGCGGACUCCCUCCUCAGAUAACAAAACGGUGCUGAAAGCAUCCAGUAUUGAAACAAAACAAGAAUGGAUUAAAAACAUCCGGGAAGUGAUACAGGAAAGGAUGAUACACUUAAAAGGAGCUUUGAAAGAGCCAAUACAGCUCCCCAAGACUCCAUCAAAGCAGAGAAACAACAGUAAGAGAGAGGGAGGAGAAGAUGCCGACAGUCAAGGAGACGGGAGCAGUCAGCCCGACACCAUUUCAAUUGCAUCCCGGACCUCUCAGAAUACAGUGGACAGUGACAAGCUGUCUGGAGGAUGUGAACUGACGGUGGUGCUGCAGGACUUCACUGCCACCCAUAGCAGCGAGCUGAGUAUCCAGGUGGGACAAACUGUGGAGUUACUAGAAAGACCCAGUGAAAGGCCAGGCUGGUGUUUGGUCCGUACAACAGAGCGGAGUCCUCCUCAGGAAGGCCUGGUCCCCAGCAGCACUCUCUGCAUCUCUCAUUCACGGAGCAGUGUGGAGAUGGACUGCUUCUUCCCUUCAGGGAAAGAUGGCUAUUCUGGCUCCUCUAAUGAAAAUGGAGGGAAGUCUGAAUCGGUGGCAAACUUACAGCCUCAGCCAUCCCUCAAUUCCAUCCAGAGCUCACCUGGUCCAAAGCGUUCAACCAACACCCUGAAAAAAUGGUUAACAAGCCCUGUCCGUCGGCUGAACAGUGGAAAAGCAGACAGUAACAUCAAAAAGCAAAAAAAAGUACGUGAAGGAAGGAAGAGUUUCGAUUUGGGAUCCCCCAAGCCUGGAGAUGAGACUACACCUCAGGGAGACAGUGCCGAUGAGAAGAGCAAGAAAGGUUGGGGCGAAGAUGAACCAGAUGAAGAAUCUCAUACACCACUCCCUCCUCCUAUGAAGAUUUUUGAUAAUGAUCCCACACAAGAUGAAAUGUCCUCCUCUUUGCUAGCUGCUCGACAGAGCACCUCCGAUGUCCCCACUGCUGCGGAUCUUGUCAGUGCAAUAGAAAAACUGGUCAAAAGCAAGCUGACAUUAGAAGGAGGCUCCUACCGAGGAAGCUUAAAAGAUGCUACUGGAUGUUUGAAUGAAACUGUGACACCUUCAACUCCUCCUUCAAGAAACCUUGAAGAGGAACAAAAAGCCAAAGCUAUGCGAGGCAGAAUGUUUGUUUUAAAUGAACUAGUACAAACGGAGAAAGACUACGUCAAAGACUUAGGAACUGUGGUGGAGGGAUUCAUGAAAAGAAUAGAAGAAAAGGGUGUCCCUGAAGAUAUGAAAGGGAAAGAUAAGAUGGUAUUUGGAAAUAUUCACCAGAUUUAUGAUUGGCACAAAGACUUUUUUCUAGCUGAACUGGAAAAGUGCCUUCAGGAGCAUGACCGAUUAGCACAGCUGUUCAUCAAGCAUGAGAGGAGAUUACACAUGUAUGUGGUGUACUGUCAAAACAAACCAAAAUCUGAAUAUAUAGUAGCGGAAUAUGGUCCGUAUUUUGAGGAAGUGCAACAAGAAAUAACCCAGCGGCUAACUCUCAGCGACUUCUUAAUCAAACCCAUUCAAAGAAUAACCAAGUACCAGCUUCUGCUCAAGGACUUCCUAAAAUACAGUGAAAAAGCUGGGCUGGAGUGUUCAGAGACAGAGAAAGCUGUGGAGUUAAUGUGCCUUGUUCCUAAACGCUGCAAUGACAUGAUGAACCUGGGCCGCCUUCAGGGCUUUGAGGGCAAGCUCGCAGCUCAAGGGAAGUUGCUGCAGCAGGAUACAUUCUAUGUAACGGAGCAGGAUUCUGGCGGGCUGUCUCGACCAAAGGAACGCAGAGUUUUCCUCUUUGAGCAAAUUGUCAUCUUGAGUGAACUUCUUAGGAAAGGCUCUUUAACACCUGGGUACCUUUUUAAACGGAGUAUAAAGAUGACUUACCUAAUUCUCGAGGAGAAUGUGGACAAUGAUCCCUGCAAAUUUCUUCUGAUAAACCGGGAAACGUCAGAGAGGUUCACCUUGCAGGCAGCCAAUCCUGAAAUCCAGCAAGCUUGGGUGCAGGACAUCAAUCAAGUAUUGGACACACAAAGGGACUUCUUAAAUGCACUACAGUCACCUAUAGAGUAUCAGCGAAAAGAGAGCACUUCUGCAGUAAUGAGACCCCAGACCAGCAGGGUACCUCAGCCUAUCACCAGGCCCUAUUCCUCAGGUCCAGUAGGGUCUGACAAACCUUUGAAGGCUACAAUGCAUAACCCGUCUCUGCCACCUCUGAAGAUAUCUACCUCCAAUGGCAACACAGGGCAUGAGCAGCACCAGCCUGGGGACAAAUAUGAACAAAGCAAGAAUGACUCGGGUGGGUGCAAUGGGACCUCUUCCAUGGUGGUUAUCAAAGAUUACUAUGCACUGAAAGAGAAUGAAAUCUGUGUCAACCAGGGUGAGGUGGUCCAAGUACUUGCCAUUAACCAGCAGAACAUGUUCCUUGUGUAUCAGCCUGCCAAUGACCAUUCACCAGCAGCAGAAGGAUGGAUCCCAGGGAAUAUCUUGGCUCCCCUCACUAAAUCAGCUACAGAUAAUAGCGACGGAAGCAUAAAGAAGUCAUGUUCAUGGCAUACCCUGCGCAUGAGAAAGCGGGCGGAAAAAGAAAGUGGCAAAACAGAAGCCAAUGGCCUACGUAAACCCAUGGAUAUUCUGGGCAACAAAGUCUCUGUUAAAGAGACAAACAGUUCAGAGGAGUCAGAAUGUGAUGACCUUGACCCCAACACUAGCAUGGAGAUCAUCAACCCAAACUUCAUUCAGGAAGUUGCUCCAGAGUUUCUUGUGCCCUUAGUGGACAUCACGUGCUUGCUUGGUGAUACAGUAUUAUUACAGUGUAAGGUGUGUGGACGGCCAAAGCCAACCAUAACCUGGAAAGGACCAGAUCAAAACAUUCUGGACAAUGACAACAGUACAGCUGCGUAUGCAGUUUCCUCCUGUGAUUCAGGUGAAAUCACUCUGAAGAUCUGUAAUGUCAUGCCCCAGGACAGCGGUAUCUACACGUGUGUGGCAACAAAUGAACUUGGAACAGCAUCCACUUCUGCUACCAUCAAAGUACAAGGUGUCCCAGCAGCCCCAAAUCGCCCUAUCGCUCAGGAAAGAAGCUGCACCUCCGUGAUUCUUCGCUGGCUGCCUCCAUCCAGUACUGGAAACUGUACUAUUUCUGGUUACACAGUGGAGUACAGAGAAGAAGGAUCACAGGUCUGGCAGCAGUCUGUUGCCUCAACUUUGGACACCUACCUUGUCAUUGAAGAUCUCACACCUGGCUGCCAAUAUCAGUUCCGAGUCAGCGCCAGCAAUCCUUGGGGAAUUAGUUUACCUAGUGAGGCCUCUGAGUUUGUGAAACUUCCAGAGUAUGACUCUGCAGCAGAUGGAGCCACUGUUACAUGGAAGGAGAACUUUGACCUGGCGUAUGCAGAGUUGAAUGAGAUUGGCAGGGGACGAUUUGCUGUCGUAAAAAAAUGUUUCCACAAAGCAACUAGGAAGGAUGUCGCAGUGAAAUUCAUCAAUAAAAAAAUGAAGAAGAAGGAGCAGGCAGCACAUGAAGCAGCCAUGUUGCAACAUUUGCAGCAUCCACAGUACAUUACUAUUCAUGAUAUCUAUGAGUCACCUUCCUGCUAUAUCUUAGUUUUAGAACUGAUGGAUGAUGGUCGUCUCUUGGACUACCUUAUGAAUCAUGAUGAACUUAUGGAGGAGAAAGUAGCUUUCUACAUAAGAGACACAACAGAAGCCUUACAAUACCUUCACAAUUGUCGGGUGGCUCAUUUGGAUAUAAAGCCAGAAAACCUGCUCAUUGACUUGAGGAUCCCUGUGCCUCGUGUUAAGUUGAUAGACCUAGAAGAUGCUGUUCAAAUUACAGGGCAUUAUCAUGUCCAUCACCUCCUCGGAAAUCCUGAAUUUGCUGCUCCAGAGGUUAUCCAAGGUGCCCCUGUUUCACUAAGCACAGAUAUCUGGAGCCUAGGCGUGCUUACCUAUGUCAUGUUGAGUGGUGUCUCACCCUUCUUGGAUGAAAGCAGAGAGGAGACUUGCAUCAAUGUAUGUCGGGUGGAUUUCAGCUUCCCUAAUGAGUACUUCUGUGAUGUAAGCCAUGCUGCCAGAGACUUCAUUACUGUAAUCCUUCAAGAAGACUUCAGGAGGAGGCCAACGGCAGCCACUUGCUUGCAGCACCCUUGGCUGCAGUUUCACAAUGGCAGUUAUUCCAAAAUGCCACUGGAUACCUCACGCCUGGCUAGUUUUAUUGAACGUCGCAAACACCAGUUUGAUGUGCGUCCAAUUCCCAAUGUUAAGAGUUUCAUAAUGAGCAGAAUGAACCCAGGCACAUAACGCAAUAUAUGACGUGACGAUGAAGUGUGAUAGGGUAUG